CCCGCCGCCCGGCUCCGUGUUACAAAAGCAGCGAUCACGCCGGUCCAUACACAGCUUUGUACCGUUGAGACAGCCAGCCGAGGAAAACACAGCAACAAUGGGGUUGACAGUUAAAGUCGAAUACUGCGGUAAGUGAGGUUAUGAACCCCGCUAUCGGGAGCUGUACAGCGUGGUCAAGCGUGACUUUCCCGAUGCGGAGUUGUCUGGCUUCGUGGGAAGACAAGGCAGCUUUGAGAUUGAACUCAACGGGCAGCUGAUCUUCUCCAAGCUCGAGCUGGGGGGGUUCCCAAAAGAGGAUGACGUCUUGGCUGAAAUUCAGAAAGCCCACGAUGGCAAACCUGUAAUGAAGAUCACCAAAAGCCGUGCACCCUGCGUCAUCAUGUAAACCCCCCCCCCCCCCGUCCUGCACCCCCAAA
Molecule: messenger RNA, 416 nt
Organism: Anarrhichthys ocellatus (wolf-eel)
Lineage: Eukaryota; Metazoa; Chordata; Actinopteri; Perciformes; Anarhichadidae
Product: migration and invasion enhancer 1-like
Exons: 4
Biological process (GO): negative regulation of apoptotic process; positive regulation of filopodium assembly
Cellular component (GO): cytosol
Source: RefSeq, a predicted model, not a curated record